UAAAUCCCACAAGCUUGUGAACGAUACACACCUUGCUAACACUAACCACUUCCUUCUCUACUCUCUAAAUAGAAAUUGAACAACUAGAACUAGUGUUGCUUGCACAAAGAAGAAAGGAGGAAGAGAAAUGCCAAUGGCUCCAUUGAGCAGUCGAUGCACUAAGAAAGAAGCUAACAGAGGAGCAUGGACAGCUGAAGAGGACCAAAAACUAGCUCAAGUCAUCGAAAUCCAUGGUCCAAAGAGGUGGAAGUCAGUGGCAGCUAAAGCAGGUCUAAAUCGAUGUGGGAAGAGUUGCAGGUUGAGAUGGAUGAAUUAUCUGAGACCCAAUAUUAAAAGGGGCAAUAUAUCUGACCAAGAAGAGGAUUUGAUACUUAGGCUGCAUAAACUCCUAGGAAACAGGUGGUCUUUGAUUGCUGGAAGAUUACCUGGUCGAACUGAUAAUGAGAUUAAGAAUUACUGGAAUUCUCAUUUGAGCAAAAAGAUAAAGCUGAAAGAGAAACAAAAUAGAGGAUUCAUGGUGCAGUCUGAGCAUGAAAAAACAAAUGUAAUGGAGAUGGACCAUAUAGUCGAUAGAAGGGAAGAGGGUACCUCGACAAGAAAUGUGGACUCACAGGGUAGCUUCAUUGGGGAUGACCUCUUUAAUAGCUCUAGCGAGGGGCCUCUAACUUUGGAGUGGAUGAGCAAAUUCCUUGAAAUGGACGAAAGUUGGUUCGAAUUGUUGCAUGAUAUGUGACUUUUUUUUUUUCUUGAUUUUGUUGUGGAUUAUGCAUCUUUCUGUGAUUCUAUCACCACCAACUUAGCUUUGAUAAUCCAAGGAAAAUCCCACUUAAGGUUGUUUUUUUUUUUUUUGGUUGGGUAAGGAUGGGAGGGAGAGAAGGGUUUGGGAAAAGUUUAAUGUUAUCUUAUUGGUUAUGGGUGCAUUUGGGAUAGUCCAAAAUUACUUAAAAGGAUUUUCCUUGGAUUAGCAAAACAAUGUUGGUGGUUUUUUUUUUUUUUUUUUUUUUUUUUUUGUGGUGAAAUAUUUGUUCAAUAUUAUUUAUGGGAAAGUUUAUUUGCAGAUUGUAAGAAUAUUUAUGGUGAACAUGAGUCAUGUAACA
Molecule: messenger RNA, 1097 nt
Organism: Quercus lobata
Lineage: Eukaryota; Viridiplantae; Streptophyta; Magnoliopsida; Fagales; Fagaceae
Product: transcription factor MYB114-like
Exons: 3
Coding region: 128-733 (201 amino acids)
Biological process (GO): regulation of DNA-templated transcription; cell differentiation
Cellular component (GO): nucleus
Molecular function (GO): transcription cis-regulatory region binding
Source: RefSeq, a predicted model, not a curated record